Molecule: messenger RNA, 2485 nt
Organism: Sorex araneus (European shrew)
Lineage: Eukaryota; Metazoa; Chordata; Mammalia; Eulipotyphla; Soricidae
Gene: NAT16
Product: N-acetyltransferase 16 (putative)
Source: RefSeq, a predicted model, not a curated record
AUGGUAGGAGGGCCUGGGACAGAGGCCAAGCCUUUGGACUUCGUGGUGGCCAAUGCAGAAUGCGAUUUUGGCGUGGUGCUGGCGUCUCCCGCCGUCUCCAGUGGUCUGGACUACCUUCCCAACCGCCACGGCAGCUGGCUCCGGGACCCCGGGCGCACUGUGGUGCUCCUCAAGUGCAACGGCAGAGUGGUGAGAGUCGGGCGAAAAAAGGGUCAGGCCACGUUUGGGGACGCAGAGCCCAAGAAUGAGAGGAGGCGAACCUUCCUCUCCCUCAUAAGGAUAGAGGGGCUGGCGCACUGGGAGCGAGGCAAGGGUGAGACCCGGCUGCUGCAGCGCGUCUGUCAGCUGAUCCAGGGACAACACCUUGGGGUCAAGGUGGUCUGGCUCACCAGGGACGACUCCAUGGGCCCCAGGGAGCUCAAGAAAUACAGCCUGAUCACCAAGCAGGGCAUCCUUUUAGUCCAAAUCAACGUGACCAUGCUGCGGGCCUUGGGCACCUACUCAACUCUGCCCAGCAAAGGCAGGCGGGGACUCCUGCUGUCGCCCUCUGUGCAACAAGACGUGUUUCCAGGUGGGACCUUCAUCCAGGAAUGGCAGCCCUAAUGGCCAAGCAAGAGUAACCUGCGACUGCUGGUCGCCAAGAGCCUAGAGUGGCGAGUGGAUAGCUGCGCCCACCUGUGCGCCUUCACGCUGUGCAUGCGUCUCUUCUCCAUCCUGCAAUGGCGAUGCCCCAACCACCGAUACCUUCGUCAGGGACGGCUCCUCUAGCAUCUGCAGCGCCAGGCCCUACACCUCACUGGCCUCAGUGUCAUGUGCCAGCUCUUCCUGGCACCCCAAUUGUGAUCACAGCUGGCUGACUUUUCCUGGCGCCCAGUUGUGGUCACAGCUGGCCAGGUCGGUUUGGGGCUGGAGCUGGUCAAGGGUUAUACUGAACUGUACCUGCUAGAGAAUGACAUCUAGGAACAGCACUUUAGACCCACCCUUUCCAAAGAGCCCCACCCGCCCCUCCGUCCAUAAACAGGCCCCGCCCGGGAAUUGCAAGCCCCGCCCCAACAUGCAAGCCCCGCCCUGCCUGGGCUCUGGGCUCCCACCACUCUGCUCACCCACUGCAGGUUUCGCCUCCUCUUCCCUUUCCCUUUCUCUCUGCCGACUUGCCUAUAGCGCCCUCAAGGGUCGCGCCCUGACAGCUCAGGGCGACAGAUUUGGGGGAGCUUCUUGCUUGGAGGGUGUCCACAGGUUGACCCUGUCUGUAGCCGCGACCAGGCUGAACUCUGGCUAAACGCCCAGCUUCUCUCGUCUGACCCCUCGUGGCUGCAAAAGGCUUCCGCGAUAGAACCGUCAGCUUUCUGCCGUGAGAGCUAGGUUUUGACUCGGGUUGUUUUUCUCAAGCCCCCAGACCCCCUCUUUACCGUGCACUCAGCCUCCUGUACCUCUAGAUCCCGGUCAUCUCCUUCCUUUUCUGGACCCCGUUAGGACACUUGAGCCCAGACCGCCUGUUUCUUGGUUUGUUCUGUCUCUCCCGCCCCGCCCCACCCCCACCACUUUAAGCCAUAAGGAGAGACCCCUACACAGGUAGGGAUGUACAUGGGUGUACAGUGCUUUCACCAUGUACCCUUCUGUGCCUUUCUCUCUCUCUCUCUCAUGCCGGUUUUCUCCCACUCUGCACGGGAGUUUGCUGUUUGGCAGGCUCAGUCCCCAGCCCCCAGCCCGCAGUGGGAUGUGGGCGUCCAGCCAGAGAGUCUGGCCAGAGGAGGGCAGGCCCCUCCAGCCAGAGCGGAACUGUCUCUGGAUUCUAACCCUGAGUCUUCUAGGCGACCGGAACCCCCAGUCUCCAGCUAUUUCUGCACACCACUCCGUCGUCCAGUUGCUUUCUGCUGUUUUGCACUUUGAGUCCUUUAUUUGAAAGGCCCCAGUCCCAGCUGCCUCAGAUCACACGGUCUCCUACUCUGGGUUGUCCUACUGCAGAGGGAGGGGAGAGUGCCUCAGCGAUCAGAGUGACUCCCGCGUCACCAGCUGUACCCGGGAGUCUGGCAGAGCCGAGAAUCCAGGCAUCCCUGGCCGGAGCUAGCCUCUGGACCUCUCUCCCUCACACUGGGAACUGGAACUUCUGGCUGGGCUGGGGACUCAAAGGCUCCGACGGGGCUGGAAUUCAAGUCGUGAGCAGAGGAGGGCGCCAGAGGUGGGAGAAGGUGGGCAGAGAGAGAGAGGGAGGGAGAGAGAGGGGAGAGAGGAGAGAGAGAGGUGAGUGAGAGGAGAGGGAGAGAGGGGGGAAUAGAAAGAAGGUAGAGAGGAGAGGGGGGAGAGAGGAGUGAGAGAGGGGGAAGAAAGGAGGGUGGGGGAGAGAGGGCAGCCAGCGCCCUCCACUCCCAUUCCCCCCAGCUCCGACUUUGUGACUUAGCCCCUCUCCUUGGGCUUGACUGCCUCCAGCGCCUGACCACGCCGCCACCUCGCUCCCCGGGUCCCUCCAACCACAGCUGUAACGCAA